Mauremys reevesii (Reeves's turtle) is the source of this 5600-nucleotide messenger RNA. It is a transcript of the gene FMNL1, whose product is annotated as formin like 1. Gene Ontology annotation, molecular function: actin filament binding; small GTPase binding. Gene Ontology annotation, cellular component: cytosol. The transcript is spliced from 26 exons. The record is from RefSeq and is a predicted model, not a curated record. The coding region runs from base 544 to 3906 and encodes 1120 amino acids. Gene Ontology annotation, biological process: cortical actin cytoskeleton organization; regulation of cell shape; cell migration. NCBI's taxonomy places the organism in Eukaryota, Metazoa, Chordata, Testudines, Geoemydidae.
UAGUCCCCUUGGGCCGCGGGGGGGCCAUCGGGGGCGGGGGGGCAGAGACACCCGAAGUUACAAAUAGCCGCGAUAUAAAAACACCAGCCCCGGCUGCAGCUUCGCUUCCUGCACAGCGCGCACCGCGGAACCGCAGCCGCUGCAGCUGCUGCUGCACCCUGACUUCCUCCCCCAGCCCGGCCCAGCCCGCGCCUGCUGCAGUCGCCGAGGGACGCGCCGAGCCGAGCCGAGCCGAGCCGGGCCAGGGCUGCCCGGGCCGAUGGGACGCCGCAGGUUCGCCCCUCGGAGCCGCGUGGAGAUGGAGCCCCGCGGGGGAGCCGCCGCGCCCGGCGCCCGGUGCUGAUUGCGGGGGGACGCUGGGCGUGCGGAGAGCUCCUGGGACAGCCCCCCCUUGGGUGCAGGCGGGGGGCUCUGAGCUGGCCCCGCUGCCGCCCGGCCCCUCGCACUUGGGGAGGAAAGUUUCCUCCUUUCGGACCCUUCCUCCUCUCCGAUCUGGAUCUGGGAGCCUGGAAGCAGCUUUCCGGGCUGGGCAGGAGCUGCAGGAUGGGCAACGCGGCCGGCAGCAUGGACCAGGCUCCGGCGAAGGAGACGAAGACUCAGGCACCAGCCACAGCUCUGCCCGCCAAGCAGCCCGCGCCCCCGAAGCAGCCCAUGCCCAGCGCUGGGGAGCUGGAGGAACGAUUCACCCAUGUGCUGGAUUCCAUGAACUUGCCGCCCGACAAGAUGAAGCUGCUUAGCCAGUACGACAGCGAGAAGAAGUGGGAGCUGAUCUGUGACCAGGAACGGUUCCAGGUCAAGAACCCCCCCUCUGCCUACAUCCAGAAACUGAAGAGCUACGUGGAUACGGGCGGAGUCAGCAGAAAGGUGACCUCCGAUUGGCUGAUUGCCAUGGCGUUUAAGAGGCGAGUGCAGGAGUCCACACAGGUGCUCCGAGAGCUGGAGAUCUCGCUGAGGACCAACUAUAUCCGCUGGGUGCAGGAGUUCCUGAACGAGGAAAACAAGGGGCUGGACGUUCUGCUGGAAUACCUCGCCUUCGCCCAGUGCGCCCUCACGUACAAUAUGGAGAGCGCAGAUAACGGGAGCCCGGGCUCUGACAAGGGCAAGUCCCCGGACAGAUCCAUGGAGGACCUCAGCAAGAGCAACUCCUCGUCCCCCACACAGGGCUCCUCCAAAGCGAGGAACCUGACUAUCAGACUCAACCCGGUGCACAGCAGGAAGGCGCUGCGGAACUCGCGCAUCAUCAGCCAGAAGGACGACGUCCACCUCUGCAUCAUGUGCCUGCGCGCCAUCAUGAACUACCAGUCUGGAUUCAGCCUGGUCAUGAACCAUCCAGCCUGUGUCAACGAGAUCACCUUGAGCCUGAACAACAAGAACCCAAGGACCAAAGCCCUCGUCCUGGAGCUGCUGGCCGCCGUGUGCCUGGUCCGAGGAGGGCACGAUAUCAUCCUCGCUGCCUUCGACAACUUCAAAGAGGUCUGCGGAGAGAAGAAUCGCUUUGAGAAGCUGAUGGAGUAUUUCCGAAAUGAGGACAGUAACAUUGACUUCAUGGUGGCCUGCAUGCAGUUUAUCAACAUCGUGGUGCACUCGGUGGAGAACAUGAACUUCCGCGUCUUCCUGCAAUACGAGUUCACUCACCUGGGGCUGGAUGAGUAUCUGGAGAGGCUGCGUUACACGGAGAGUGACAAGCUGCAGGUGCAGAUCCAGGCGUACCUGGAUAACAUCUUCGACGUGGGCGCCCUGCUGGAGGACACAGAGACCAAGAAUGCUGUGCUGGAGCACAUGGAGGACCUCCAGGAGCAAGUGGGGCAGCUCACAGAGAAGCUCCAGGAUGCGGAGAACGAGUCAAUGGCCAAGAUCGCGGAGCUGGAGAAACAGCUGAGCCAGACGCGCCGUGAAGUAGAGACACUCCGGGAGCGGCUCAGCGAAUCCAGCAGCCAAGCCAGCUCCCCCCCGCAGCAGCAGCAGCAGCAGAGGCUGGCGGAUGCCCGGCCCUCGGCCUUGGAGCAGAAGCUGGAGGAGCUGGAGGAGAAAGGGUUAGUCCGGAUCCUGCGUGGGCCAGAGGGAGCCGUUGCCAUCGAGAUUGUCCCUGUUGUCAUGGAAACCACAGCAGUCCCCACGGUUACUGUAGAAGCCUCCGCCUCUACCAGCCCAGAUUUCACAUCUCCUUCCAUUUGCUCCCCACUGCCGCCCCCUGCUGCUGCCCAGACGAUUCCUCCGCCUCCCCCACUGCCCCACACCGAAGACACUGACUCUGCCAACCUGCCUUCUCAGCAGCAAGCCCAACCUUCUGCACCCCCUCCAGCUCCACCCCUUCCUGGGAGCGACACCCCUCCGCCUGCCCCGCCCCUUCCCGGGGUCGAAAUCCCACCACCUCCUCCCCUCUCGGUGGAGGGUGGCCCAGCCCCUCCUCCCCCUCCACCCCCGCCUCUGGGAAUGCCAGCUGGAGAGGUCAGCGGCCCAACCCCAGCAGCCAGUUCAGCUGUCAAGAUCAAGAAGCCGAUUCAAACCAAGUUCAGGAUGCCCAUCUUCAACUGGGUGGCUCUGAAACCCACCCAGAUCAACGGGACCAUCUUCAACGAGCUCAACGACGAGAAGGUCCUGCAGGAACUGGACAUGAACGACUUCGAGGAGCAGUUCAAGACGAAGGCUCAGGGGCCCAGCUUAGACAUCAGCACCCUGAAGGUGAAGGCUGCUCAGAAGGCCCCUAGCAAGGUGACGCUGAUCGAGUCCAACCGAGCCAAGAACCUGGCCAUCACGCUCCGCAAGGGCGGCCUCAGCAUCGACAGCAUCUGCAAGGCCAUCCAGACGUACGACUUGCAGAGCCUGAGCCUGGAUUUCCUGGAGCUGCUGCAGCGCUUCCUGCCCACCGAAUACGAGCUAACGCUGAUCCGCAAGUACGAGAAGGAGCAGCGGCCGCUGGAGGAGCUGUCGGACGAGGACGUCUUCAUGAUCAAAUUCAGCCGAAUCCCUCGCCUCGCCGAGCGCAUGAACAUCAUGACGUUCCUGGGCAACUUCAGCGACACCGCCCAGCUCCUGAUGCCGCAACUCAACGCCAUCAUCGCCGCCUCCAUGUCCCUCAAGUCCUCGACCAAGCUCCGCAACAUCCUGGAGAUCGUCCUGGCCUUCGGGAACUACAUGAACAGCAGCAAGCGUGGAGCGGCCUACGGCUUCCGGCUGCAGAGCCUCGAUGCGCUGCUGGAGAUGAAGUCAACGAACCGGAAGCAGACGCUGCUGCACUACAUCGUGCGGGUGAUCAUGGAGAAGUACCCGGAGCUGACGGGCUUCCACACCGAGCUGCACUUCCUGGACAAGGCGGGCUCAGUGUCCCUGGACAGCGUGUUGCAGGACAUGAGGGCCCUGCAGCGGGGCAUGGAGCUGACCCGCAAGGAGUUCAUGCGGCAGGACGACAGCCAGGUGCUCAAGGACUUCCUCAAGGCCAACACGGAGGUGAUGGAGAAGCUGCAGACUGACAGCAAGACCGCCCAGGAGGCCUAUGAGUCAGCUGUGGAGUACUUCGGCGAGAACCCCAAGACCAGCCCCCCCACCAUGUUCUUCCCCAUCUUUGUGCGCUUCGUCAAGGCCUAUAAGAAAGUGGAGCACGACAUCGAGCUGUGGAGGAAAGAGGAAGCAGCUGCCAAAGAAGUGGAGUCCAAUUCCCCCAGCAAGCCGGAGCCAAAGUCUCCUGUCCCCAAGGCCAAGCGCCAGCAGAUGGACAUGAUCGCUGAGCUGAAGAAGAAGCAGCUGGUGAAGGAGCCCCUCAUUUACGAGGGAGGAGAUGGCGCCAUUGAGGAUAUUAUUUCAGGUCUGCGGAACCAGCCGUACAGGCGCGGUGACACCGGCCGGACCAGCGCCAAGAAACGACCCGCUGGCCAGACCCUCCAGGUGACCUCUGACAUCUCGCUGUGACCAGCCCGCCUACAGCGAGGCCCUGCCUAGAGGAGGCCAGCCAGCAGUGCCGCUCUGCCCCGCCAGGGGAGACGGGGUGGAUGUGACCCACGGGGACUGGGCCACCAUGGCCACUGGCCUGAACCAAGGACUCUCACACCAAUGGGAGAAUCCCUGCUCGCAGCUUCAAGCCGCUUAACUGCUCCGAGUGCCAGCUGGAGCCAUGCACACCCUUCCCCCCCAAAUCAGCCCUGCACCCUGAACGUCUGGCACAGGGCUCUCCCCCCGGCCAGGCAGCCGCCAAGUCACUGGCUGGGGUGGGAGGGGGAUGUUGUGCGUGUGGCAGCUGUGCGUUGUGGUCUGUUCUAGCCCUGCCUUCCUGGGGCCUGGCAGCCACUGUCUGGCUUGGGGGGUACAGCCCAUGGGCUGCAUCUUGUCCUGUGACCUCCCCUCCCCUGGCCUGACUGGCCGCCUCCUGCUGCGGGGGAGCUGACCCCGACCCCAACCCCAACCCCAGCCCCCGACUAGGCCUUGACACUGCUUUGCUCCCUGCCCCCCUGCCCUGUUCUGUGCUGUAGUGAGGACAGAGCGCCCAGGGGGACCUACAGGGCAGGAGAGCACAGACCCUCUUGGCUGGCAGGUGGGAGGAGGUUGACCAGCCGUCCUGCUCCGCGGGGCUUUGUCUUACAUAUGCACCUCUGUCCCGAAGAGUCUCACGUGCUCGCUGGUCACCUGCCGGGGGAAGGGUAUUGUAGGAUGGCUUGUAAAUGUCUUCCUUGGCUUUCUCUUUAUGCUGCGCUGUGGGGAGGAGGGAGAGGGGGAGGGAACGCCCCUGUUCUGCCCUGGGCUCAGGAUGGAUCAUGGGAGCAGCCCCUCUCUCAUCCCCAGGAACCAGGGAGGCUCAAUCAACAGGGGCAGAGCAGCCCUAUUCCUCAUGUCACCACAAGGUGUCGCCCUUUCCCCAUAACAGCUGGUGCCGCAGCUCAGACCUUGUGCCCGCAAUGUCCGGGGCCGGGCCGGAGCCCCUUGUACGGCUAAGCCCUGCCCAGGCAAUGAGUGACAAUCCGACCAACUGGCCUGGGCACGUCUAGCCAAGCCCUAAGUGCACACAGCUGGCCGCACGGGUGCCCCUAUUGCCAGCUGUGCCAGCCUGGCUGCAGCGCAGGCACGUGGCCCUGGCCAGCUGCAGCAACCCCGGGCGCAGCGUGUAACCCGCAGCCAGCUCCAGCGAGGCCUGGGUGCUGCAGCUCCCCCGCCCCCCCCCCGCGGCUCAUGCCUCAGCCCCAGUCGCUGUUGGCCUGGCGCAGGCCCCUGCUUGCUGGAGGAGAGGCGCCUGCUGGCACAGCAGAGCUCUUCGUCCCAAGGGGCGUUUACCACUGUGCUAGCCCCCUUCCCGCGCCCUGGCUCAGGGCUCACAGCUGCCGUGGCUCGUGCCCGGCCAGAGCUGGGGGCGCUUCCUGCUGUAAUUAAGAGGCAAAAUGCCAACUGCUUGGUAUCACUCCCAGCCGCUCAUCACAACGCGGGGGGGAGGGGGGAAAUGAAUGUGUAACUUAUACUAUGCCUUGAAGAACCAGGACCUGCUCCUUUGUAGACAUUAUUUUUAUAUCCUGGCUGGGAGGCCUGGUUUAAUCCAGCGCCGAACUGCUAAUAAACCCACUACGGCGCCAGUGCCUGGCUGCUCCCGUGCGGCCUCCUCGGCCAGCGUGUGAAACGGC